Molecule: messenger RNA, 1443 nt
Organism: Ananas comosus (pineapple)
Lineage: Eukaryota; Viridiplantae; Streptophyta; Magnoliopsida; Poales; Bromeliaceae
Exons: 2
Coding region: 1-1443 (480 amino acids)
Source: RefSeq, a predicted model, not a curated record
AUGGUCGGUGCGAUGCAGCGCCAGGAGGAUCAGAUUGUUAGGCUACAGGAGUUGAUGGCGCAGCAGGCGUCGGCUCAGGCGGAUGUUGAGCGACCCACGCCCCCUGUCGUUGUGCCUGGUACGGUGAUAGCGGCGGAGAAGGAGCGCGCGCUUGCGGCUCUCGUGAUGUUCCGAAAAUUUGAUCCACCGGUGUUCGACGGAGAGAAGGUCAAGCCGUGGAUGGUCGAGUCGUGGAUUGACUCGAUGGAUACCCUGUUCGAUGAUCUUUGUACGUUGGAGAAGGAUAAGGUACAUCUCGCCACUCAUUGCUUAGAGCGAACGGCGAAGGUGUGGUGGAGGCAGAUCAAGCGGGAUCGGUCUUCCGACCUUCCGCCGUUAGUGUGGGAGAAGUUUCGGGGUUUGUUGUAUACUAACUACUUCCCCGAUAGCGAGAAAAAGAAGCUCCAGGAUCAGUUCAGGAAGCUGAGGCAAGGUAACCGCUCAGUGGGAGAAUAUGAGCGGGAGUUCUCACAUAUCAUCGGCUGCGUCCCCGACGUGGUGCGGGGCGAUAGGGACCGGGCCAACUGUUUCGAGCGAGGACUCCGGCCGGAUAUCUAUAAGGUGGUUCAUAUCCUCAAGCUUACUACCUUUUCAGAGGUGUUAGAUUGGGCGUUGUGGGCGGAGCAUGGCAAUGCCCACAUUCAUGAGGAGCGAGAAGCGUCCGAGAAGGACGGGAGUAAGAAGCGUGCCCCUGAUGGUUCGGGAGGUCAAUCGAGGUCGAGGAAGCCUCCGAAGUACCUGCGAACACAGUCCAAAGGUCGUGGGGCUCGGCGGUGCAUCAUUUGUGGCGGCGAUCAUGACCCGAAAUGUUGCAAGCAGAAGGAGGGGAGAUGCUACGCGUGCGACCAGGCGGGACAUAUGAGUCGUUACUAUCCAGGGAGGACCUCGCCUGCCCCAUCGAUUGCAUCAGCUCCAGCGACUCUGGGCUACUAUGGAGGAGCUCCACCUACUGCUGUAUCUGCUGGACGUGCUAUGCCGCCGCGUCAGCCUGAGGUGACCCGAUCGGCUCCGAGUGGACGGGUAUUUGCCGCUCAAGCCGAGGAACCUACUAAGGCCGAGGAGCGCAACGUCGUGGUAGGUAUGGUUUUAGUUAGCUCCAGAGCUAUGUUUGAUAUAGGUGCUACGCAUUUAUUCAUCAGUAGACCAUUUGCUGAGAUGCAUGGCAUAGAGGUUCAACUAAGCAAGAGUACUUGUCGGGUUGAAGACCCUGAGCGUGCAUUUGUUAUCCGGAAGGAGUAUUUGGCGUGUCCGGUUCAAGUGGGCAACUGGAUUAUGCUGACACGUUUAUUGGUGCUCAAGAGGUUGAAGGAUUUCGAUCUGAUACUAGGCAUGGACUGGCUCUCGAAGUACUAUGCAUCUAUCGACUGCAAGAGUAGGGUUAUUAUCUUUCGUAAGCUAGGAUAG